Phoenix dactylifera (date palm) is the source of this 1144-nucleotide messenger RNA. RefSeq lists its product as uncharacterized. Gene Ontology annotation, cellular component: Golgi apparatus. The record is from RefSeq and is a predicted model, not a curated record. Lineage: Eukaryota; Viridiplantae; Streptophyta; Magnoliopsida; Arecales; Arecaceae.
AUGGGGGGUUUAGGUGUAAUCGACCUUUCUCUCUUCGACAAAUGUCUGUUAUUAAAGAGAUGGUGGAGGUAUUUCAGCGAACAAAACAAGGAAUGGAGGAAGCUCAUUUAUAGCCUGCACUACAACAAGGAGUGCCCUUCUCAACAGGCCCCCUUAAGCCUCAAAAAUGCCUCCCAUGCAUGGAAGGCCGUCAUAAAAAACCAUCCACUUUUCAAUAAAACCAUAAAGUUCAAGUUUGGCAAUGGAAGGGAAAUGGCAUUUUGGCACGACCUGCGGUUAGGGGAAGAACCUCUUAAAAAUUCUUUUCCAAAUAUUUACCUGCUUACUUUCGAGAUUAGAGGGCUACUUGGUGACUAUGAUGCUAUUCAUGUGCGCCGAGGGGAUAAGAUAAAGACCAGGAAAGAUAGACAUGGAGUGGAGCGAAGCCUUCAUCCACAUCUUGAUAGAGAUACUCGCCCUGAAUUUAUCCAGCAGAGAAUUGCAAAAUGGAUUCCACCAGGACGCACUCUUUUCAUUGCUUCAAAUGAGAGAUCAUCUGGUUUCUUUUCACCUCUCUCUGCGAGAUAUAAGUUGGCAUACUCAUCAAACUUCAGUAGCAUUUUGGACCCGGUAAUCCAGAACAAUUAUCAAUUGUUCAUGGUAGAGAGAUUGAUUUUGGUAGGUGCAAAAACCUUUAUCAAGACAUUUAAAGAAGAUGAGAAUGAUAUCAGCCUCACAGAUGACCCCAAGAAGAAUACCAAGAGCUGGCAAAUUCCUGUUUAUACCAUCGAUGGCUGGGGAAGUUAAAUAAAGUGCACCCAAGGUAGCUUGUAUGUCAUCAUGGUUUUGAAGAUAUAUGUUCAACUAUUGUUCUACCAUGGAAGAGCAAAAACGGCAUUACAGAAUCUGAAUCUCCUCUUGAAGUUUAAAUUUGUCAAAGGUUUUCACUAACUCAGUUUAAAAUCGUACUUCAAAUUGCAAAUCAGUGGAAGGUGCACAUGCUUGAGCCUGUUUGGAAGAAGAUGAGAAUGUUGUGAUUGAAUUAUAGCAUGGAAGAAUAUGCGAUGUAAAAAUGUUUUUGUAAUGUUGUUGUUGUAAUGUAUAGGAAAUGAUCACAGUAGUAUGCUUUGAGUUUUUAGAAUUUCAGGUCGUCCCGUUUUGCUGA